CAGUUACAGUUUCCAUUAAAACCAGUACGAUUUCCAUUAUAACCAUUACAAAUUCUAUGACGGUACAUUUGCCUAAACAGGCUAUGAACAUGUGAAUGAGCGAAUGCUUUGUUUAUACAGAAGAAGUUUAGGGGUUCACUUGGGUACUUUCCACUUUGGGGUGGAAAAGUACAAAUUUCCACAAAGCGCGAGAGUGAGAGAGAUUUACUUCCGGGUUUCUGUCCGAGCUGUUCUGCAGCUAGCUCUCCGCGCGCACCGCGUUUCCGCAUACUUUCCAGCAGAUUCACCUGCGCGUGUGCACGCUCAAAUAAAACGCCCAGGUGUUUAUAACAUAACAGAGCGCGAGCUGCCAUGUCGCCGUAACCACCGCUGGUUAACGUUCAUCUCAGCUCACAUGACGUGACAGGGACGGAUCGCUCUCUCGGUGCUUGUAGGUUUUUUUGUUUUUUUUUUAAACAUAUAUUUAUAUAUACACCGUGUGGACACCAUGAUGGCUUGCUGCACGUCAUUAGGUCUCGCGCUUUUCACCGCGCUGCUCCUGUGCUCACCGGGUCGCGUGCACGGCUCUCAGGGCGAUAAGGAGCCCGUGUACCGGGACUGCGUGAAGCAGUGCGCGCGCACCAACUGCACGGGCGCCAAGCUGCGCGGCUUCCAGUCCGCUCAGCCGCCUUACAUGGCGCUCACGGGUUGGACGUGUCGGGAUGAUUGUCGUUACCAGUGCAUGUGGACCACGGUUGGACUUUACCAGGCCGAGGGCUAUCGAGUGCCUCAGUUCCACGGCAAGUGGCCGUUCGUGCGCUUCCUAUGUUUUGAGGAGCCGGCGUCAGCUCUGGCGUCGCUGCUCAACGGUCUGGCGUGUUUACUGAUGCUGCUGCGCUACCGCAGCACCGUCCCACGCCAGUGCCCCAUGUACCACACCGUCACCGCCUUCUCGCUGGUGUCGCUGAACGCCUGGUUCUGGUCCACAGUAUUUCACACCAGAGACACUUAUCUAACCGAGAAGAUGGACUAUUUUUGUGCAUCGGCGGUGAUCCUCUACUCCAUCUACCUGUGCUGCGUCAGGACGCUGGGUUUGCGGCGGCCCGGUGUGUCCAGCAUCGUUGGAGUUUUGCUCAUCCUGGCCUUCACCUCUCACGUCUCCUAUCUCACCUUUGUUAGCUUCGACUACGGCUACAACAUGGCCGCCAACGCAACUAUAGGCAUGAUAAACCUGCUAUGGUGGCUCGGUUGGUGCUGGCAGAAUCGGAGGACAUUGCUGUACUGGUGGAAGUGCGGCGUGGUGGUGGUGCUGCUUCAUGGCCUGGCGCUGCUCGAGCUCCUCGACUUCCCGCCGCUCUUCUGGGUGCUGGACGCUCACGCCGCCUGGCACCUGGGCACUGUCCCCGUCCACUUCCUCUUCUACAGUUUCCUCAUAGACGACAGCCUCCACCUCCUCAACACGGAGAAGGCAGGAGUCAAGCUGGAAUAGGAGGAGCCUGUCUCGGAGCCCCGCCCCUUCCUCUCCCAUCACUCCAGUCAGGACGAGUCUGUGAAUUUCGAGUUUACGAAUUGAGUUUACACUUUUUAACCACUCUGCUACAGACGGCUGUGAAGAGAGUUUCUUUUGGUUGCUUUGCUCAUGCUUGUUUGAUUUAUUAUUAUUAUUAUUUUACAUUUAUCACCAUGCCUUUUUUUUUGCCUUUACUGAGCUUUGCCUUGAGUAGAAGAGCUUAGAGUUGGAUAUUUCGCCAAACUGUAUUGACAUGGUUUGUUUAAGGGUUAGGGGGUGGCUGGAUUGUUUGAGAAACUAUUGAACUGACCUGGUGAAACACCACCUACGCUUUUAAACAACACACUCCAGGGUUUUUUUUUUGCGGUCGCGGAAAUGAACGCAAACUCAAGCAAACACUGCGAUAUUCGGAGGAGCUUGCAAUUUUAUUUUUAUUUUUUCCAAAAUUAUCAUAGAUUUUUCCACGGAUUUGGGUCCAAGACGCAUUUGGUGUUCGCUAAAAGGUCUCGUUUACCGACAAACAUGACCACGAAAGAAACAAUUCUGUGCACUUGUGUUUUUGCAAAAAAAAAAAAAAACCCAAUAAAACCUUGCAACAUUUUGAAGAUUUAAAAAAAAAAUGGAUAAAUGCAAACAAAAAUUUAAUUAUCGUAAUUAUUGUACGUAAUUAUUAGAAUUAUCGUAAGUUUAAAUUGCCUCACGGUGUAAAACCAGCGCCCAUCAACUAUCGCACCAGCGAGUCCAAAAACACCAGCGAGAUGCACCAACAUUUCUAAAUAAAUCGUGUCAAAAUACCACGUUAACAUCAAUAACGCACUGUUUUGAAGUAUAUUUUAGUGCAAUGGUGCUGUAAUGUUUUUUUGGGGUUUUUUUUUCUUUCUCCUUGGUGCUAGUUGAAGCAAAAAAAACCCCACAAAAACGAAUUUAGACGUAUUGAAAGGUAAAAAAAAGGGGGUGGGGGAUGGCGAUAAUAUCGUGAUACGACUCGCAGACGAUAUGUUGGAGCAGCUGUAAUGUUUGCUUCUUUUCACUGCUGCUGUAUUUGCUUCUUUUGUAUUGUUGUGUUGAUUUGUAUUAUUGUUUUCCCUUCAUGAAGGAAUUCGAAGCGAGAUUUUCACCUGGAAUGCCUUUUAGAGUUUGAAACCGUGUGUGUGUGUGUGUGUGUGUGUGUGUUCCACUUAUGCCUUAUCCCAUCUUGUCCAACAUACAAUUGCUGUCUCGUGUCUUCACUGAAACUCCACUGUUUCCAUUGAACGAUGUGAGUGCUUAUUUGCUCCCUGGAGAAUUAACACCGAUGUCAGCGUGUCUUUGUUCCAAAUUGCCACUUGUGCACUUUUGUGGAUGUGUAUGUGUGUGUGUGUGUGUGUGUGUGUGUGUGUGUGUGUGUGUGUGUGUGUGUGUGAGAGAGAGAGAGAGAGAGCAUGUUCAGCUGGCGGGUAAAUAUAGCCUUAGAUAUUUUGGAGUGCUCAGAGUGUGUUCAUAACAGUCACCAUGAGAACGCUGAAACACUGAGAGGAGUCGACCGGGUUUUGAUUCCAAUGAAAACACAACCAAAUCUUUUACACACACACACAAAACGUUUUUUUGUUUGUUUUUUUUUUGCACCAAAUGAUGUCGAUCAGCCAAGAAGUGUUAAGAAAUCUUUUCUCAAAUAACGUGCUUGCUUCAAACUACAUCGUUACGCUACGCAGUGUCGUUUUUUUUGUUGUUGUUGUAAAUGAACAAUUGCGUUCAAUGGGAGGCGGGACUAGAGGGCGACAUGGACGUAUAAAAUGGCGUCUUCCAUGAACAUCGUUCCAGUUUGAGCCUCACGGUGAGGUUGAAGAACUGAGGCGUUGAACGUUUUUGGUUGAAUUUGACUCGACUUCCGCUAAUUACGUUAGUGUACGUGGCUUUUUCUAGACCGGUCCAGAAAACCUUUCUGGAUUUUCUAGAUCAGUCUAAACGAAUCGAGCCAGCCUCGAACCCGUGAGUAGGUUUUCUACAUCGAUCGAGGUUCACGUAGAUUUUCCCUGACCUUUUAUCGGCCCGACAAUGUAGCUAGAGUUCGAUUUUAUUCCGAGUCUAGACAACAUAGCUACGUAGAAGAAAUCUUCACACACCUCACCCCCCCCCCCCCCCCCCGGACCUGUCUUGGCUAAUCAUCGAUGUUGUUUGGAUUAACGGGAUUAAACCUCAUGUACGUUUGAUUCGGAUUUUUCCACACGAAGUUGAAAAGUGAAAUGGUUGUUAAAAAUUGUUGUUGUUCUCGUGCACUCGGACAUAAAAAUAGUUUGAUAAUUUAUUAUUUUUUUCCACCUUGCUUGUCAAUCAUCCCAUUAAUACCAAGCUGCAAUAAAUGGCUUAUGGAUAAAAAUGAAGGUUAAAAUAAUCACUGUUCAACAUUUGGUCAAUUAAAGCCAUGAUACGUUUAUUUAUUUAGUUAUUUUCCCCAAUAAUUUUGAUAUUGCUCUUGGUUACACAAAUAAGUGUCACUAACCAGCCCAAUAGAUCGCACUGAAGUAGAUAUUACCCCUUUUAGUCUACUCACAAAAUUGAUUAAUAGCUACUAAUUGAUCAGGAACAGAUACAAGGACAUUGUAUUUUAUUGUAGCUCCAGCUAGCUAGAUUCAAAUUUAGACCGGCCUGGCAAGUUUUUAUAGACCCGUCUAAAGAAAUUGAGCUAAAUUUAGAUGCGUUUCAAUUUAACUUGAUGUUUGUUGAUCAGUCCAGAAGAUUAUCUAGAAUUUUAUCUACAGUAUACAUUGGCAGCAAUGGGAGUGUCGUCCCCCCCCCC
Ictalurus furcatus (blue catfish) is the source of this 4265-nucleotide messenger RNA. RefSeq names its product post-GPI attachment to proteins phospholipase 3 (gene pgap3). Gene Ontology annotation, biological process: GPI anchor biosynthetic process. NCBI's taxonomy places the organism in Eukaryota, Metazoa, Chordata, Actinopteri, Siluriformes, Ictaluridae. The transcript has 8 exons. The coding region runs from base 488 to 1468 and encodes 326 amino acids. Gene Ontology annotation, cellular component: endoplasmic reticulum membrane. Gene Ontology annotation, molecular function: hydrolase activity, acting on ester bonds. The record is from RefSeq and is a predicted model, not a curated record.